GUGUGUGUGUGUAAAUUUUAGCAGCAGCAACCACAGCCGCAGCAGUCGAUGGUCAGACUAAUUUAAAGAAGAAAUAUGCCGCCGGCUUUUCUGCCAUGAGCUAAAAACUUAAAAACUGCACUCAAAUUGGAGGCAUGUCCACUUUGGCCAGAAGUUGUUGUCGACCAUCAAGCAUUCAUCUAAAGAGUGAACCCCAAUUGGCAAAGGAGGAGGACGAGGAGGAGGCGGCCGAGCAGCACCCUCAGCGCGAAAUGCAUCCCGAUUGCCUGCCCUUGCCGUUGGCCCAGCACAUCAGCAGUCCCCAGGUGGAGGAAGCCGAUGCCGACGAAGAGGAAGAUAACUGUGAUGAGCACCUCAAUAUCGAAGAUGCCGAGGAGGAUGAAGAGGAGGCCGACUUGGAUUUGGAAGAUCCGGCCAGCUGUUGCAGUGAGACCAGUGUCCUAAGUGUGGGCCAAGAGCAAUCGCAGGCGGCUGCCGCUGCGGUCCAGGCCCAGGCCGAGGCCCGGCAACGUCUGCUGAUGUCUCAACUCUAUCGGCCGUCGGCCUUCACCAAUGUGGAGGAAUCUUCAUCGCUUUCCAUGCCAGCACCCGCCAAUAGUUUCCAAGAGGAAUUCCUGCGCAAAUCCCAGCUAUAUGCCGAGGAGCUUAUGAAGCAGCAGAUGCAAUUGAUGGCUGCGGCACGGGUCAAUGCUUUAACGGCAGUGGGCAAAAUGUCUAGCCAACUGCAAAUGGCUGCAGCAGCGGCGGCUCUGGUUGUUCCAACGGGCCAGGAUGCAUUGGCCCAGUUAACAGCCACAGCUUUGGGUAUGGCUCCCACUCAACAACUGAUGAUGCCGCAUCAUCAACAACACCAGCAGCAGCAGCAUCCGCAUCAGCAACACCUUCAUCCCAAUAGCAAUCAUCAUCCACAGCAAAGAGAUCCUCUUCAUAAUAAUAACAACAAUAAUAACAACAAUGAAAAUCUCCAUGAAAGAGCGUUGAAAUUUAGUAUAGAUAACAUUUUAAAAGCGGACUUUGGUUCCCGUCUCCAGCAACAAUUUGCUGCUGCUGGAGCUGGUGGCAAUUCUGGAGGAUUGGCCCGCAUUCCCUCAUCCACAAACACUAGUAGUUGUAGUCCACUAAAGCCGCCCAAGAAAUCGACAAAACCCCUGAACCUAGCCCAAACAAAUGCUGUAACCCCAAGCCUAAGCUUCUCCAGCACAUUGGCCAAUAUAUGCAGUAAUAGCAAUGAUUCAAAUAGCACGGCAACCAGCAGCAGUACAACAGCCACAUCAAAUGCAGUUGAUUUGGCCAAAUCACCUUUAGCCACAUCGCCUGCACCGCCUGGAGGCAGCACCACUACGACAGGAGGCGGAGGAGGAACAAAUAAAACUGGCGAAGAUUCAUCGGGUACACCCAUAGUGUGGCCAGCAUGGGUCUAUUGCACACGUUACAGUGAUCGCCCCAGCUCAGGUCGAAGUCCGCGUGCACGCAAACCCAAGAAGCCCGCCACGACCAGUUCCACGGAUCAGGAUAAAGCCGAUACGGAUGGUGGCCAAGGGCCAGAGGAUAAACGGCCGCGUACAGCCUUCAGUGGUUCACAGUUGGCGCGUCUGAAGCACGAGUUCAAUGAGAAUCGAUAUCUAACCGAGAAGCGUCGCCAACAAUUGAGCGGAGAACUGGGCCUAAAUGAGGCACAAAUCAAAAUCUGGUUUCAAAAUAAACGGGCCAAACUGAAAAAGUCCAGUGGCACCAAAAACCCCUUGGCUCUGCAAUUGAUGGCCCAAGGAUUGUACAAUCAUUCGACAGUUCCAUUGACACGCGAGGAGGAGGAACUCCAAGAGCUUCAGGAGGCGGCUGCAGCAGUCGCCGCCAGCAAGGAGCCCUCAUAGUUGGAGCCAACGACUUCAAGCGAUAUUAAUAUACGGAUUAUAAAUAAUACCUAAUAUUUAUUAGUAGUGUGUUCUAGCGUGUAAGUUGUAAGCAGUAGUAACAGCAGCAGCAGCAGAUUAAGUUGUAAAAUAUUCUAGUCCCCCCCGCAACACGAAGCGUAGCAACUCCACCUCCAAAAACUCCGAUUUCAACUUCCUCGGUUUGUUGACUGACGGGCGGGCGGGCAGGCAGGUUGGGCUUUGCGGCUUCGUGUUAAUACUUUGUAUAAUAAAAAAUUCA
Messenger RNA from Drosophila willistoni, 2151 nucleotides. RefSeq names its product homeobox protein invected. Gene Ontology annotation, biological process: multicellular organism development; regulation of transcription by RNA polymerase II; neuron differentiation. Lineage: Eukaryota; Metazoa; Arthropoda; Insecta; Diptera; Drosophilidae. The transcript has 4 exons. Gene Ontology annotation, molecular function: DNA-binding transcription factor activity, RNA polymerase II-specific; RNA polymerase II cis-regulatory region sequence-specific DNA binding. Bases 135 to 1871 code for a protein of 578 amino acids. The record is from RefSeq and is a predicted model, not a curated record. Gene Ontology annotation, cellular component: nucleus.